Molecule: messenger RNA, 3135 nt
Organism: Notolabrus celidotus (New Zealand spotty)
Lineage: Eukaryota; Metazoa; Chordata; Actinopteri; Labriformes; Labridae
Gene: ankrd13d
Product: ankyrin repeat domain 13 family, member D
Exons: 16
Coding region: 742-2628 (628 amino acids)
Cellular component (GO): cytoplasm
Molecular function (GO): protein binding
Source: RefSeq, a predicted model, not a curated record
UGGUGUUUCUCUGACACAGAGGGGUCGUGUUUUUCCACAUGACCACAUCAGCCUUGCACAGAUGUGUCCCUGGUCUAAUGAUCACUAACCAGGGAGGGACUGGGUGCUACCGAACAUCGCACCAGAUGCCCCGAAGUGGACUGACCUGGAUGUGAAUCCGGAAUAAAGGCACAGUAAAGGCCGUAUCUGGCAUUAUUCUGACAGACCGAAACAACGAUAUAAACAGGGGAUGGUUGCAGUAGCAGCGGGGUAGCUAGCUAACUUUAUCAAAUGGCGUUUCCACUCGUGUUUUUCUCAUCAAAUCUGAACUAAUGUGAGAACAUGGAGGAUGUUGGGAAGAGCAUCUUUACCCGGAUCAAUUAGUUGUCUUGCAUAAUUGUGAAUAAUGGAUAAUAAGUGCAAAGAGGACCAGGAAACGAUGUUGUUAUUAGCCAGUUAGCUGACCUUACGUGAUCAAAUUAGUGGGCUGAGUUAGCCGUGCUAACUCAGCCCACUAAUUUAAAUAGGCACGCAAAAUAUCUCUAAUAUUUACUGCUGUCUAACUUUGCUACUCAGUGAGAUUUGUAGACUGACAGGUUUGUCAAGUGAAUCACUUUUUUAAAACCCCUUUCUGCUGUUAACUAAGCUAGCUAGCUAACCAGCUGUGCCGUGUAACAGUGAUCUGCUCCAGUCUGCUGUGCUGUCACUGCAGAAAUCAUAAUAUAGCUUUAACACUGUUAAACUGCCAAGCGGACGACAACCAUGGCUCAAGAAGCCUUCCCCCUGCACCUCCUGGUCUGGAACAAUCAGUACCUGGAGCUGGAUCGAGAGCUGCAGAAGAAAGAGCAGGAUGUGGAACGCCUGGAUCCGAGGGGGCGCACCCCGCUGGAGCUGGCUGUGUGUCUGGGCCACUUGGAGUCCGCCCGGGUGCUGCUCAGACACACCGCAGACCCGACACACGGCAACGCACAGGGGUGGAGCAUCUUGCAGGAGGCAGUGAGCACAGGGGACCCUGAGCUGGUUCAGCUGGUACUUCAGUACAGAGACUUCAAGCGUGCCACUGAGAGACUGGCGGGCAUCCCAGAGCUGCUCAGCAAACUAAGACAGGCAAGGGACUUCUAUGUUGAGAUGAAGUGGGAGUUCACCAGUUGGGUGCCCUUGGUGUCAAAGGUUUGUCCCAGUGACGUCUAUCGGGUGUGGAAGAGCGGCUCAUGCCUUCGAGUGGACACCACCCUCCUGGGCUUUGAACAUAUGACCUGGCUGAAAGGACGACGCAGCUACAUCUUCAAAGGCGGAGACGAUGGGGCAGUGGUGAUGGAGGUGGACCAUGAGAAGCAGGUGGUGUACACGGAGCCUCUUGUGUUGUCUCCCCGUGAUGCACCCUCCCUCCUUGCAGCCAUGCAGCCAUCACAGGAGAACACCGCCCAGAGACUUACAUCACCCAUCGUCUCCACGCACCUCAACACACGCAACAUUGCCUUCGAACGGAACAAGUCAGGGAUCUGGGGCUGGCGCUCUGAGAAGAGUGAGGUGGUCAGCGGAUAUGAAGCCAAGGUUUACAGUGCCACCAAUGUAGAGCUGGUGACUCGAUCAAGAACAGAGCAUCUAUCAGACCAGGACAAGUCAAGGAGCAAAGGCUCAAAGACUCCUUUGCAGUCCUUUCUGGGGAUCGCUGAACAGCACACAGCUCACAACGGGAGUAACGUGUCCCAGUGUGCCAGUCCGCACAACCCUACAGCCAUCACAGCUGAAGAGUACUUCGACCCAGAGUUCAACCUGAACGGGCGGGACAUUGGACGUCCGGUCGAGCUGACGAGCAAAGUCCAGAAGUUUAAAGCCACCCUGUGGUUAAGUGAAAGUCACCCUCUGUCCCUGGCUGAGCAGGUGACACCCAUCAUUGACCUCAUGGCCAUCUCCAAUGCCCACUUUGCCAAGCUGCGUGACUUUAUCACUCUACGCCUGCCGCCAGGAUUCCCUGUCAAGAUAGAGAUUCCCCUGUUUCACGUCUUGAAUGCCAGAGUGACAUUCAGUAACCUGUGCGGCUGCGACGAGCCGGUUAGCUCUGUGACGGUUCACACACCAGAGAGCCCCGAUGAAGCUGGUCAGUCUCCUGCUCCCUUCCACUGUGAUGUGGACCCCUCAGUGUUUGAGCCCCCUGCAGAGUAUACCACCCUCGGCCCAGGCCGCAGCGAGCCAAUGAGGGAUGAAGACGACAACCUGCUACAGUUCGCCAUCCAACAGAGCCUUCUGGAUGCUGGCACAGAGAGUGACCAGGUGACCAUCUGGGAGGCCCUGACCAACAGCCGCCCGCCACAAAGUCCGCUGUACGAGGAAGACUCUCAGCUGGAGAGGGCAAUCCAGGAGUCUCUGUCCAUCUCGCUGGCCAGCCGGGAGGAAGAAGACAUGGCUGACCCCAGUCAGCCCCCCUCUGUGUCUCCGUCGGAUCCCUCAGCCAACUCCCCACUCUCCUACAGCGCCGUGACAGAUCCACGUUUGUUGGGACACUUUGGUUUGGCAUCGAGCUACGAUGAACAGUUGCGCAUCGCAAUGGAGAUAUCUUGCCGAGAGCAAGAGGAGAUAGACAGGAAGGCGAAGGAGGAAGAGGAUGAGCUGGAGAGGAUCCUGCAGUUGUCACUCACCGAGAAGUAAUGUCACAACAGCAGCAAUGGAGCACCUUUCUUCAUUGGGUUCAAUCCUCCUAAUUUAUUCUGUUUUAUUUUCAGUGUUUUAAAAUCCUGAGAUGUUAAGUUAUUACAAGUACUUUAUUUGUCUUUCUCACACGAAAGCUGCUACAACAUAGAGUAAUGAACCAGAAUAUAAGAAGUGUGUGAGAAACAGGUGUGUGUGUGUGUGUGUGUAGGGACAGGUUAAAUAAGAAGAGGUACAAAGAGGUACUGUAAAACACACUACAGUGACGGAGAAGACUAAAGGGAGAGUCUGUUUUUCUUUUUUUAUUGAAUAUUUUUCACAGUCUUGCUGUCCUUAUUGAGUAAUGAAUGAUCCCUAAACUUUAAACCUAUACCAUGAUCCAUGAUAAUGAUAAAAAUAUAAAAAUAAAGUCUUAAUGGAAUAACUUAUGAAAAUAUGAUUAUGACAUUUGAAACAUUUUGUUGGCUUACUCUUGUGUGAAAAAUAAAGAAUAAUGAUCAUCCUGGA